Messenger RNA from Closterium sp. Naga37s-1, 885 nucleotides. NCBI's taxonomy places the organism in Eukaryota, Viridiplantae, Streptophyta, Zygnematophyceae, Desmidiales, Closteriaceae. The record is from the annotation of a GenBank genome assembly.
AUGAUGUGCUGCCGAUCGGCUGGGGAGUUGGUGCGGAGUCGCUGCAAGUGGCUGGGGGAUGGCUGUGACUGCGAUGCUUCCCCAUCACGGACCCACAGAUUCACUCGUCUCAUCAAUGCACUGUUCCCCUCCUUCCCCCCCCCCCUUCCCCCUCCCAUAAUCACCUGCUUCUCCCACACCAACUCAUACACUCGCGCCACUACGGCACUUGUCUCCCGCAUCCCUCCUCCCCGCAUCCAUCUCAUCUACGCCUCUGCUCUCCUCCUUUUCCCCCUUUUAACCCCCAGCUCCGCAUGUUCUUCUCGUAUACCGCCUUCCGGCCCACAGGUUCGCACCCCCACGGGAUGGUGUCUCCAUCCCUCUCAUGAGCCGCUGCCGCUUGUCCUCCUCCCCUCCUGCUUUCCCAAACCCCCUCAGCUCUGCACCACGCCUACUUGUCCCCACGGAUCCCUGCCGCUAUUGUGGCUCUGCACUGCUCAGCUCACCCAGGCUCUGCCUGCACCUUCCCCGUCCCACCUCCCCCCCAACCCUUCCCUCCCACGUCUUCCUGCGCAGACUCGCCUCUGCACCUCCUCCCACACCAAGUUCCUGCUCCACCGACUCCCACGUCCACGGCACGAGCGCUCUCUUCACCCCUACAGCAGCCCGCUAGCGGCUGCUGAUGUGGCGGAGGUGCACGAGAGGCUGCAGGCAAAGAUGGCGAGGCUGCUGGGUGUCCCGUGGUUGGCGGGGUUUGAGGAGGGAUGUGCAAGAGAACCCUCGCUCAAGAGAACCCUCGCUUUGCGGGCCAUCCUGGUGCACAAGCAAGUUUUUCUUGAGUUGGCCGCCGUCUGCACCACUCUCUAUCCUUUCCCACACCACACCAUGCUUGAAUUCACUUCCUGA